Arabis nemorensis is the source of this 618-nucleotide messenger RNA. The record is from the annotation of a GenBank genome assembly. Lineage: Eukaryota; Viridiplantae; Streptophyta; Magnoliopsida; Brassicales; Brassicaceae.
AUGCAACAGCACCUGAUGCAGAUGCAGCCCAUGAUGGCUGGUUACUACCCCAGCAAUGUCACCUCUGAUCAUAUCCAGCAGUACUUGGACGAGAACAAAUCGUUGAUUCUGAAGAUAGUUGAGUCUCAGAACUCGGGGAAGCUCAGCGAGUGCGCCGAGAAUCAGGCAAGGCUUCAACGCAACCUAAUGUACUUAGCUGCAAUUGCAGAUUCUCAGCCUCAACCUCCAAGCGUGCAUAGCCAGUAUGGAUCUGCUGGUGGUGGAUUGCUUCAGGGAGAAGGAGGGUCACACUAUCUGCAGCAGCAACAAGCAACUCAACAGCAGCAGAUGACUCAGCAGUCUCUAAUGGCGGCUCGAUCCUCAAUGUUGUAUGCUCAGCAGCAGCCUUAUGCAACGCUCCAGCAUCAGCAAAUGCACCAUAGCCAGCUCGGGAUGAGCUCGAGCAGCGGAGGAGGAAGCAGCGGUCUCCAUAUCCUUCAGGGAGAGGCUGGUGGGUUUCAUGAGUUUGGCCGUGGGAAGCCGGAAAUGGGAAGUGGCGGGGCUGGUGAAGGCAGAGGAGGAAGCUCAGGAGAUGGUGGAGAAACGCUUUACUUGAAAUCAUCAGAUGAUGGGAACUGA